Molecule: messenger RNA, 1023 nt
Organism: Triticum turgidum subsp. durum (durum wheat)
Lineage: Eukaryota; Viridiplantae; Streptophyta; Magnoliopsida; Poales; Poaceae
Source: the annotation of a GenBank genome assembly
AUGGUUCGUGAAGUGGAGGACUACUUUGGCAAAUGGGGAGAGCAUGGCACGGUGGAUCUGAAGCAGGAGCUCGGGCUGGUACUCAUGCGGAUCGCCAACCGGUGCCUGCUCGGAGAACAGAUCCGAGACAACAUGUUCGACGAAGUAACCCAUCUCCUUCACGAGCUCUUCGAAAACGGCUUGCACAUGGCCAGCCUCUUCUUCCCGUACCUCCCGAUCACACCACACCGCCGGCGCGACGCGGCCCGGGCCAAGCUGGGGGAGAUAUUCCACGAGGCCGUCAGAGCACGCAGGACCUCGGGCCGAGCCGAGAACGACGUGCUACAGAAGCUCGUGGAGUCAAGGUACGCCGACGGCCGCCCCGUGACCGAGAGCGAGAUCGCCGGGCUACUCAUCGGCAUGAUUUUCGCCGGGCAGCACACGAGCGCCAGCGCCGCUAUCUGGACAGGAGCUUGCCUGCUCAGCCAUGGAGACGGCCGCCACCUCGAGGCCGCCGUCGAGGAGCAGAGACAGAUCAUCUUUCGACACGGCAGGGAACGCGUCGACUACGACGUCCUGCGAGAGAUGGGCACCCUGCGUUGCUGCAUCAUGGAGGCGCUCAGGAUGCACGCUCCGGCGAACGUGAUCAUCCGCCAGGCGAACAAGAGCUUCGGCGUGCAAGCAAGAGAUGGCAGCAGAUACGCGAUCCCCAAGGGGCAUACCUUGGUAACCUCGCCGGCGGUGAACAACAGGCUGCCACACAUUUUCGAGGACCCUCAUGUGUAUGACCCGUCUAGGUUUGGCCCUGGGAGAGAGGAGGACAAAGUUGGCGGCAAGUUCUCGUUCACGCCCUUUAGUGCCGGGAGGCACGUUUGCUUGGGGGAGGACUAUGCUUACAUGCAGAUCAAGGUGAUAUGGAGCCAUCUGCUAAGGAACUUUGAGCUCAAGAUCGUCUCCCCUUUCCCUGACGAGGAAUGGGAGAAAUUCAUUCCAGGGCCAAGAGGCAAAGUGAUGGUUACUUACAAGAGGAGGCUGCUGGAAUGA